Haliaeetus leucocephalus (bald eagle) is the source of this 2529-nucleotide messenger RNA. RefSeq names its product zinc finger protein 410 (gene ZNF410). Gene Ontology annotation, cellular component: transcription regulator complex; PcG protein complex; nucleus. The coding region runs from base 713 to 2074 and encodes 453 amino acids. The transcript is spliced from 11 exons. Gene Ontology annotation, biological process: regulation of transcription by RNA polymerase II. Lineage: Eukaryota; Metazoa; Chordata; Aves; Accipitriformes; Accipitridae. The record is from RefSeq and is a predicted model, not a curated record. Gene Ontology annotation, molecular function: transcription coregulator activity; RNA polymerase II cis-regulatory region sequence-specific DNA binding; DNA-binding transcription factor activity, RNA polymerase II-specific.
GGAGGGCCCCGCCGGCCCCGGGCGCCUGGUGUUCCAAGAAGACUCGGAAAGGUGUCGGGUCGCGGCGGCGUGGAGGCCCGUACCUGACCGCACGUACGCCUUUCAGCCAGCGAAAUUACCUCAGCGGCGUUCCAGCUGCCGCUACGGGAAACGCGCUGACUGCGCAGGAAAGGAGAGUCCGACAUGCGACGGAACGGGAUGCCAGCCUGAGGGGAUGCGUGAGGAAAUGCUUCAGAUCUUAGUUCUCUCAGUUUCUUAAAACUCAUCCGCUUUGUGCCAACAUCAGCUCUACGUGCGGAAAGAUAGCUUCGCUUGUGCGGACAGACUUGUGAGAGAAUUGAAAAAUCUGUUGCAUACUGAUGCUGCAAAGGCUGAACAUCAAAGUGAAGUUAAUUGCAGUUGUACCUAGAAGGAUCGCAGAGGGGCAGAUGUUAUUGAGAAAGUGAGACUGUAGGAAAUUCCCAGCUGGACAGUUCUUCUCCCAUCAGGGACCAGUGUUGCUUCACACACCUGUGCGAGUGAUUUGGACCUCCAUAAACAACUCGGGUUAAAUUGAAUAUUUGCGCAACACAGCUUCUUGCAGAAGGACCACCAUACUGUUUUACACUUAGGAAAAUAUGAGAAUAAGCAGGGAGCGUUGUUCUCUCUGAACUAAAAAAAAAAAAAUCUGUGCCUUGCUGAGGACAGCUGCAGGAAUCGGACACUUGAAUCAAUGUUAUCGGAUGAGUUAGAAUCCAAACCUGAGCUGCUGGUUCAGUUUGUUCAGAAUACUUCUAUUCCACUGGGGCAAGGGCUGGUGGAAUCAGAACCAAAAGACAUCACCUGUCUUUCUCUCCUUCCUGUUACUGAGACCUCAGAAUGCAACAGACUCAUGUUGCCAGAUGAUGAAAGAGAUCUCACUCCGCCAAGUCACACUAAUUCUUCCAAAGAUGUUUCUUCAUCUGCUGUCUUGAGAAGUCUCCAGGUAAAUGUGGGCCCUGAUGGAGAGGAAACAAGGGCACAGAAUGUACAGAAACCAUCUGACCUUCUGUCAACUCCAGAGACUUCCAGUUUAUUGCAAGACCUCCAGCCCAGUGACAGCACUUCAUUUAUUCUUCUCAACCUAACACGAGCAGGGCUGGGGUCUCCAGCAGAGCACUUGGUGUUUGUUCAAGAUGAAGCAGAAGAUUCUGGGAAUGACUUUCUCUCUCAUGAUAGCACAGACAGCAGUACCCCAUGGUUCCUACGAGUGCAAGAAUUGGCCCAUGACAGUUUAAUUGCUGCCACUCGGGCACAGCUCGCUAAGAAUGCCAAAGCAAGCAAUAAUGAUCUUGGUGUACUUUUUCUUCCAGGUGAAAAUGUUCAUCUUUGCUCAGGAGAUGGGCAGCCGAAAGACUCUAGCCCCAUUCCUCAUUUAUCUCGUGUGGAAAGGAAGCUGAAAUGCACAGUUGAGGGCUGUGAUCGGACAUUUGUGUGGCCAGCUCACUUCAAGUAUCACCUGAAAACACACCGGAAUGACCGCUCCUUCACCUGCCCAGCAGAAGGCUGUGGAAAAAGUUUCUACGUCCUGCAGAGGCUGAAGGUGCACAUGAGAACUCACAACGGUGAAAAACCCUUUGUGUGCACAGAGCUGGGCUGUGGGAAACAGUUCACGACAGCUGGAAAUCUGAAGAACCACCUACGAAUUCACACUGGGGAAAAACCCUUUCUGUGUGAGGCACAGGGAUGUGGUCGCUCCUUUGCCGAGUACUCCAGCCUUCGGAAACAUUUGGUUGUCCACUCAGGAGUGAAGCCCCAUCAGUGCCAAAUUUGUGGGAAGACGUUUUCCCAGAGUGGUAGCAGAAAUGUGCACAUGAGGAAACACCACUCCCGAAUUGGAACAGCUGGCAGCAGAGAGCGAGAACAGACAGAGUCACUGAUGGGCAGCAGUUUGCUGGAAGAAUCUACAGUGCAUAGUAAGAAUCUCAUCUCCAUGAACUCUCAGCCCAGCCUUGGCGUCGAGUCUCUGCACCUGCCAGACACUGAGUCUAUUAUUGGAGUAGAGGAGGGUGAGACCAGCUGCUCUUUUUUCCGCCCUCUUAUAUGUGGUGACUGAAGUGGGAUCGAUCAUUCCUCCUAGAGGCUCACCAUACUGCAGUGGGAUGAGUGAACGUUGCUUUAACUGUGCACAGAGCGGGUGGGUAGAUGGAGAAUGAAUCAUAAAACUGGAGUUGGAGAAGACCUACUGGACCAAGUUUCUCUCUUGCAGAGCUUAAAAGGUGAAGUCUGCUGCUUAGGUGUCAUUUAGCCCAUGUCAUGAAACGCCAUUUCAAAACUGUUCAUGCAGUCCAUUCUCCUAAAGCCUAAAGUGUUUGUUUUGCUGGAGCACCUAGGAGCCCCAGUUAAGGACCCGGACCUCAUUGUGCUAGGCACUGUAAAAACAUUCGGUAUCUUGACCAACAGGCCUUCCUUCCAUCCUUUACCUUCAGAGACUAUAUUCUAAUACAUCUCACUGUCAGAAGCUGACUUACUAUCUGAAAUAAAUGUACUACUUGAUAUCAUUUAAUUACA